AAAAACCUUGAGGCUUGAAAGCCGCAGACCUCAGAAUUCUUUACCUUUAUAUUAGUCAGUGACAUCAACAUGGCGGCUGACACAGAACGUUGCCAAGGGUAAACGAAUAAAGAAACGCGCGUGACGCGAGCUCGAGCUGCGUUUAAGCGCUCGCGUUCGAACGCACGCGACGCCCGUUCUGCCGUUCUCUGAUUGGUCGCUGCGAUGUCAGCUCGCGCUCUGUCACAUAAGUGUGAGCAGUGGCAGAGUUGAAACCUCACCGUGGAAGAUGCUGCGCUCACGCGCUCAAGUCCCGUUGCUCGCGCGCGAGGAAAAUAACUGACGCCCAACGGCUUUCUGAGGCGUUUUUCCUCAAGAAAAGUCACGGAAACUUUUUUCCGCUUGUUAUUUUUUGGACUUUAAUAAACGUUGUAACACAAAACCCCUCUUCACCGGUCAUGGAUGCCGUAGGAUUUGUGAUGUUUGUGUCAAGUCUGAGCUUAUUUCUCUCUACAAGCAGUGCACACCAGAUGUGUGACGUGGUAAACGAAAUUGAGGUGGAGAAGGAGCGAUGUGAAAACAGAACUGCUGGGAAUAUAACAUCAGGCUGCAAAGGAAUGUGGGACAUGAUCGCCUGCUGGCCGUCAGCCAAAGUCGGAGAGCUGGUGGUAAUUCAGUGUCCGAAUUACUUCAGGUACUUCAACGAGCACCACAGUGGAGGUAAUCUCUCCAAGACUUGCACAGCAGAAGGCUGGACUGAGGUGCAUCCCAUAAUGAUCGCUGUGAAUUGUGGUUAUAAUCUCAACAGCACCGUCGAUGAUGAUCAUUUCCUCCGGUCAGUUAAGAUUGGUUACACCAUCGGAUACAGCGUUUCACUCAUCUCUCUGACCACGGCCAUAAUCAUACUGUGCAUCUUCAGGAAACUUCAUUGCACGAGGAAUUAUAUUCACAUGCACCUGUUUCUGGCCUUCAUCUUGAAAGCCAUCUCUGUAUUCAUUAAAGAUGUUGUCCUCUAUGAAGUCAUUCAGGAAUCAGAAAACUGCUCCAUCGGCACUGUCGGCUGCAAAGCUGCCAUGAUUUUCUUCCAGUAUUGCAUUAUGGCGAGUUUCUUCUGGCUCCUGGUUGAAGGCUUGUACCUACACGCCCUAUUAGCUGUCUCGUUCUUCUCAGAGAGGAAAUACUUCUGGUGGUACAUCCUGAUUGGCUGGGGAGGGCCACUGAUUUUCAUCACAGCCUGGAGCUUUGCCAAAGCCUAUUUCGAUGAUGUCGGGUGCUGGGAUAUUAUAGAAAAAUUAGACCCGUUCUGGUGGAUCAUCAAAACACCUAUAUUAGCUUCUAUACUGAUGAACUUCAUCCUGUUCAUUUGUAUCAUACGCAUUCUGCGGCAGAAGAUCAACUGCCCCGACAUCGGGAGAAAUGAAUCAAAUCAAUAUUCGAGGCUUGCUAAAUCUACACUGUUGUUGAUUCCACUCUUUGGGAUAAACUUCAUCAUAUUUGCAUUCAUACCGGAACACAUCAAAACGGAGCAGAGGCUGGUGUUCGACCUCAUCCUGGGUUCCUUCCAGGGCUUUGUGGUGGCUGUUCUCUACUGCUUUUUGAAUGGAGAGGUUCAGGCUGAGAUCAAGAGGAAGUGGAGAAGGUGGCAUAUGGAGAGGUUCCUGGGCUCCGACACUAAGUACCAGCACCCGUCUAUGGGCAGCAACGGCAACAACUUUGCCACUCAGAUCUCCAUGCUGACGAGAUGCAGCCCUAAAACUCAGCGAGCCUCCACCUACCAUGAAGACUCGUCCAUCACCAUAUAGCUCAGCAGAGUCACCUGACACAGGACAAUAAUCAUCUGUAGAUCCACUCAUGCUGUGUGUUGUAUGCAUCAGGAUACAAGCGCAAGAUUCUGUGACUUUCCUCUCAAUUCAGAUGGAACGAGGGUACCACAAGCACUACACAUCACAUUCUCUAGAGAUAUGAGCUACAUAUGGCUCAGAGGUAUAAUAACAACAGAAAUUACCCUUUAUAUAAUUCAUGUAUUUUUGCAGCCAUGUUCAUAAAAUCUUUAGUCACAGGUGCAUAAAUCUGCGUAAUUAAUCCUUUAAGUGAUGCCUUUUCAGAGACAUUUUGUGGAUAUGUUUGUUAGGCAGAAACCACAGAACCUUUGGUAAAGUGUUUUAUUUCAUUUUUUAUUAUUUCACUGCAUUGCUCGGUUUUGGAGAGCAAAACAACAUUUUGUGUUAUUUUUUUUUGUUUGUUGUUUUUUCAGAGAAACGAAUGAAAAUGAGAUAAUUGUAUGUAGUAAUGCAGUACAGUAUACUCUACAAUACAACUUUUUACAUUAUUAUUGACCUUUUUCUUUUUUAUUCCCACAUUAUAUGCUGCUUUUGCACAUUUGUUUCCUACCAGGACUAAAUAAUCAUUAAUGAAGAAAAACUCUCCAUCAGAUCAACACUCAUAACCUCACUGCUGCUUCAUCGAUAUAAUCAGACACUUAAGUACGUGGAGUUACUUCUCCACUUCGUUCUCGUGUAAAUGUGUUGUGCUUACGGUAUCCUCUGUGUUGUACAGCAGUGUAUCUCAAAUCUGCUCCAUCAGCUGCACUAAUCUGCACAUUUUUUUGUGUUUCCCUCAGAAAUACAUCUCAGAACUUACUCUUUAUUUAAUUACAUGCCAUAUUUAAUAAUCAUAUUAGGGAACAAACCGUUUCCACACUGAAAUGACACUCAGAUCUCUUCUGUCAACAUUAGCAAAGUGCAUUAUACUAUAUGCACAACAUUAUCUAACACAACACGUUUCAGAUAUAGUGUAUCUCAGACUCAGUGGCAAAAAUGGCUCACCCUAGUGCAUUAUGGGAAUCCCAAGACUAUAUAAGAUUGAAAAGUAAUCAUUAUGGUGCAUUAUGAAGUUAAGCCUAUGCAGAGAUCAUUUAAGAUGGAAAAACUGAUGGAUGACUCGCAUAUGGAAAUAUGGCCAGCUUAAAUGUUAAGGUUAGAGUAAGAAAUAUUAUAUAUUUGGUCAUAAUUAAUUGUAAGGUGAAAUAAACAAAAGGGUUUUUGCAAAAAAGCAAAUAAACUCUUAAAAAUAGGUUUCUUAUUUUUAUCACUACCUCAGGUAAGAACACGCAGCACGUCAGGAAGUUAUUCUCUCUUAGUCCAUUUGUACAUGUUUUUACUCAUUUUUAUUAUACAGAAGUAUCUGUCACUGUGCAACAUCAUUGUGCAAACACAAGUUUUUGGAAAAUGAGCUUUAAGUGUAAUCGCAUCCUGAAGGAGUAAGAUUAUGGUCAUGAUUCGUUUAAGAAUAGACUACAGCCUGGUGUAUGUUAUAAAUGAAUAGACAAUAGGAUUGAUUUCUAGUGUUUGGGACAUAAAAAUUACUUUGUUAAAUCUGUCAAAGGAGGAAACACAAUAAAAUGGGCUUUAGCAGUAAGACAAGAUAACACUGCUGUAUAAACAGGAUUUGGAUUAAACAUGAUUAAUUUACUUAUCGGAGGAAACAGCACUGUCUAGAUCAUAGAGAUUGCAGAAGGCCUUGUUUUCUUUGCUGGGACUUUAUUUUUAUUUUUUUUAUGCGAACAAAUAACGAAAACGAUCCAAAGCGGAUUGUUGACUAUCCAAAAUCUAAAUGGAGAUACACUGUAGAGAGAAAAUGUGACAUUUCCCCCAGACACUUUGCAUAUUUUGUGGAUGAUUUUCCAAACUACACAGUAUUUGUAUAUGAUCUGUGUGUGUGUGUGUGUGUGUGUGUGUGUGUGAGAGAGAGAGAGAGAGAGAGAGAGAGAGAGAGAGAGAGAGAGAGAUUGAGACAGAUAAAAAGAGAAAGAAACAAGUGUAAUGUAUUUGUAAGCUGAAUGCCCUUCUCUGCACUAUCAUUAUCUUCCCCAAUAGACACCAUUCCUUGUCAUACAAACAGAGUCUGUGUUCUUUGCGAUUAUGUUAGCGUUGGUUUAUCACUAAAACCUGUAGCGUGACGGGACGGGAAUGUUUUACAGCUCAACGUCGGAUCCCAUUCAGCGAUAAACGGUUAGCGCAACCUGGAAGUUAACAUCCAAGUAAAACUGGAUCUGACAAAAACAGGUCCAAAUUGGAAUGUUGACUAUAAAUCUACACAGGAUUAGAAUAACCAUAUAUACGUCUGUCUAUGGUACAAUAAACCAUAGAGGUGACAUUGCUGUAUGUUUAAGAUGCUGUAUGUUUAAGACAUCUCACGGCCUAUCCUGUCUGUUGUUAUACAGUAUGUUUCUAGAAAACAGAAGAUAAAGUACAAACCACAUGCUGUACAUAAAGCACACACUAAAAGAACAUUGACUAGCACUGUAUUUGAAGGCUAACUACAUGCAUUAACCCUAAUAACAUCAUCAAGGAAUAAAGCAUGUGUACAUAUGGAAGGCUCGGAUCAGUAGUCAACUUAAUUAAAUUUGAGGACAUAAAACAAUUUUGAACUUGAACCGAACUGACAAGUCAACUGAUCCUAACCUUUUUUUUUGUACGUCUAAUCCAACUAUGCACAUCCUCAAGUCAUUUCAUUACUUUACAAAUAACAUUUUGCUGAUAUACUGUCAAUCAUCUGACAUAAUCCUGAUCUACGAAAUGCAUUAUUCAGUUCUUCAUAAUGUGUCAUUUAGACAAUUCUUUCUUUUUUUUUAUUUUUAAUACACAAUAAAUACUAACGCAAGCCUUGUAUACAUAUGUACCUAUGUAUUAUUAAAUAUCAUUCAGUGCUUAUGGACGUGAUAAGAAAUCCAUAUAUUAUCCAUAUAGCCUUCAAAUAAAGUGUUUAAUGUAUGUAUAAGGUUUGAGUAUCACUUAAAGAACCUGUGUCACCUCUGAGCUCAUCCUUAACACAAUAAUGAAGUUAUUAUAUACUGUGGUAUUGUCUGUGGCUUUGCGGUAGCUUAGUGACUUAUUUGAUGUAAAGUAAAUUAUUUCAGUUAAGGAAAUGUUAGUUCAGGUCACCAAAACUAGCUAAUAUAUAUACUGUAUAUAUAUAUUAUUAAUAUUAUUAUUAGUAGUAGUAUUAUUUUAUUUUUUUUUGUUAUUGUUCUAAAGCCGUUGUGUGAAAGUACAGUAUACAAUAACUGGACUUACAGUUUAAUUUUUCGUACAAUUUGUAAGAAAUGAUUUAAUGAUAAAUUACUGUCCUAAAGUGUUUAUCACUGUUUAAACAACACAGACGACCUCUCAUUCAUUGCCAAGAAGAAUGUAUGCCCUCACAAAGUAUAAUGUGGAUUUUGUCUGUGUCGAGCAUUAGUCUGAUUUAGUUACGAUAUACUUUGUGUACUCGGCCGUGUAAAUUUCGUCGCAAAAAGGCCAAAAAUUGCCAAAAGUUUCCAUCUGUGGUUCUGUACAGGUUUUCAUUAAGAUUAGUAAAAAGUUAUUAAACAGGCUUUUUUUAGUAGUGUACCAUUUAUACACAUAAACAGCAGAAGAACUGAAUACCGUGUGUGUUAGUCUGUGUUUGUGAGUUUUAGUGCAUUAUGCAUGCUGCACAUGCAAUAUCCAGUACACAACACAUCACAGCCACUAUAGUACAAAUUUAUCCAACAAUAUGUGAAGAGUUUGAUUAUUUUUGUACUUUAAUCGUGUGCUCACUUGUAUUGUUGCUGUAUGGAAUUUUUGUACGAUUAAAAGCAAAAUAUUCCACUUCUGUUUUACGGUGUUUACCACUAUACCGUCACCUACUACUUGAAUUAUUGUACUCUGUACUAUUACUACAUGUGCAAUGUGUGUAUUAACUGUAACUAAAAUUACAGUAACAGACCUUAAAAUG
This is a messenger RNA of Tachysurus fulvidraco (yellow catfish), 5736 nucleotides long. It is a transcript of the gene vipr1b, whose product is annotated as vasoactive intestinal peptide receptor 1b. The record is from RefSeq and is a predicted model, not a curated record. The coding region runs from base 438 to 1781 and encodes 447 amino acids. NCBI's taxonomy places the organism in Eukaryota, Metazoa, Chordata, Actinopteri, Siluriformes, Bagridae. Gene Ontology annotation, biological process: cell surface receptor signaling pathway; adenylate cyclase-modulating G protein-coupled receptor signaling pathway. Gene Ontology annotation, molecular function: G protein-coupled peptide receptor activity; peptide hormone binding; vasoactive intestinal polypeptide receptor activity. Gene Ontology annotation, cellular component: plasma membrane. The transcript has 13 exons.